Molecule: messenger RNA, 826 nt
Organism: Carassius gibelio (silver crucian carp)
Lineage: Eukaryota; Metazoa; Chordata; Actinopteri; Cypriniformes; Cyprinidae
Product: magnesium transporter NIPA1-like
Exons: 2
Coding region: 1-588 (195 amino acids)
Biological process (GO): magnesium ion transport
Cellular component (GO): membrane
Molecular function (GO): magnesium ion transmembrane transporter activity
Source: RefSeq, a predicted model, not a curated record
AUGGAGACAGUUCAGAUUCUGCUAAAUUACCAAACACAAACAUUGUCAAGCAUCGUUUCUGAUCUUUUUAUUCAUGUUUCAGUGUUCCUGGUCUACAUCUCAGUGGUGGUCCUAUUACUGAUCAUACUGAUCGGGCGAUUUUCUCCAGCUCACGGAAAAUCCAACAUUAUGGUGUACGUGGGCAUUUGUUCUCUCCUCGGGAGCUUCACUGUGCCCAGCAGCAAAGGUCUGGGACUGGCUGCUCAGGAGGCCUUCAGUGGAACAUCUACAAGUGAUAGCAGAGCACUUUACCUCUUCCUGGGGUUGCUGGGAAUUCUUUUAGUCAGCAUUAUGAUCCAGUUUACCUUUAUCAACAAAGCCUUGGAGUGCUUCAGCUCUAACAUGUUUGAGGCCAUUUACUAUGUGACGUUCACCUCUUGUGUCAUUCUGGCUUCUGCUAUUCUCUUCAGGGAAUGGACAGCACUUGGCAUUGUGGACUGUUUUGGUAUCCUGUGUGGUUUCAUCACAGUAUCUGUGGGUGUUGCCUUAUUGCGCAUCUCUCAAGAAGCUACAUUUACUUGGAGCCAAACCAGAGUUAAAAAGGACUAACUCAUGAGUAUUUUUUUAACAAUAACUGACAAUUUCACAAACAUUUUUUGGAUAUUAUGUAUUAAUAUUAAUUAACCAUUGCAGAGCCAAAUAAGGAAGAGGUCCUUUAACAUUUUAUAUACUAAAUUAUAUUUAAAAAUAAUUAUUGUAUUCUAAUAAUGUUUUGAAUAAGUAUUAACUCUGAGAAUUUUUUUUUUUUUUUUUGUAUAAAUGUAAAUGGAAUAAAGUAGUUAAUUGU